GUUGCCCUUUCCACCCAUGGCUAGACGAAAACCACUAUCUUCCUUUAACAUCACUUCCUUGACAGUGUCUAUACCGACGAAGAAGAGGGCACCUUCAACGACCCCUUCCCGAUGGAGUACCCUGGAAUUCAGAAUAUACCUCCUCAUUAUCGCGCUGGCCCUGCCCUGGAUGGCCUGGGCCGUCAUUCGAAUAAGCCUUCCUACCCAUCCUGCAUAUCAUUUCUACUCAGACAGGCUUUCCAGUGGCUGGCUCUUUAGCUGGUCCGUUGACAAUUGGGACGCCCAGUACCGCUCCUUCCGAAAUAAUGUCCCCAUCCUGGCUGCGGUCGCAGGAAUGCAUGCCUUAUUGACGCAUUUCAUUCCCACACAGCAACAUUUACACCUUAAUUUGGUGUUUGCGUUGGUCUUCAAUGUUGCAUUGCACGGGACGAGCACACUCAAAAUCCUUGCGAUCCUUAGUCUUAACUACACUAUGAGAGCGCAGCAUCCAUCCGUAACUUGGAUAUUCAACGGUGUCAUGCUGUUUGCUAAUGACCGGUUUUCUGGGUAUUCCUAUGCUUGGAUAUCACCACCUCUUAGAUGGCUGGAUGACUGGCAGGGCAUUUAUCCGCGCUGGUACAUCUCGUUCAACAUCACCAUGCUUCGUCUCGUUUCGUUCAACAUGGAUUAUCAUACUGCGACAACGACUCCGAAAGCAGAUUCACACCCACCACAUGCAUACACCUUCCCUGUGUAUCUCACUUAUGCCCUCUUUGCUCCGUUAUACAUUGCAGGACCGAUCAUUCCGUUCAAUGAUUUCCUGGCACAGAUCGAGGUACAGUCAACGCGCCCACUCACUCAGGAAAAAGAAGAACGCCCUACUACCUUCAUCAAACCCUAUUUUAUCCGCUUCAUCUUCACCCUUCUCACUAUGGAAGUCCUCAUCCAUACAAUGUACGUUGUUGCCAUCAAAGACGCACGUCCUUGGGAACACACUGUAUACCUCCCCUCUGAACUGGCGCUCCUCUCUUUCUUCUCACUCAUCCAUGUCUGGCUUAAGCUCCUCAUUCCCUGGCGUUUCUUCCGCUUGUGGAGUCUCCUGGCUGGUAUAGACCCUCCGGAAAACAUGGUUCGCUGCAUGGCCAACAAUUAUAGUGCUUUGGCAUUCUGGCGCGCCUGGCACAGGAGCUUCAACCUAUGGAUUGUACGAUACAUAUACAUUCCCCUUGGCGGCUCCCAUCGCCAGCUUCUCAACUCGCUCCUCAUAUUCACCUUUGUUGCGCUUUGGCACGAUCUUACCUUCCGCCUGUUGGCAUGGGGAUGGCUGGUUAGCAUCUUUCUUAUCCCAGAGGUGGUAGCAGGGUGGGUCUUUAGUGCUGACAAGUUUGGUGGUCGCCCGUGGUAUCGACAUCUUUGCGCCCUAGGUGCUGUGUUCAACAUUCUCAUGAUGAUGACCGCCAAUCUUGUGGGGUUUGUCAUUGGUACCGACGGAGUACGCUAUUUUGUAGAACAGCUGGUUGGGACGAAGGAUGGUCUUCAAUUUCUUUUAUGUGCAGUGGCGGGACUGUUCGUAGGCGUGCAGGUUAUGUUCGAAUAUCGGGAGGAAGAGAAGCGAAGGGGGGUCUAUAGACGGUGUUGAAGGCCAGAACGAUGACAAUAGAAGAUAGAUGUCUCGAUCGUAAAAGUAUUACAGUACGCCAAGGACGCUAUUCUAUAACCAUCAUGAGUACCAACUAAUAUUGUGGAUCUAUAUCGUCUUGUGGUCUUAUAUAAAUCUCCCAU
This is a messenger RNA of Guyanagaster necrorhizus, 1761 nucleotides long. RefSeq names its product MBOAT-domain-containing protein. Gene Ontology annotation, cellular component: endoplasmic reticulum. The record is from RefSeq and is a predicted model, not a curated record. Gene Ontology annotation, biological process: GPI anchor biosynthetic process. The coding region runs from base 17 to 1618 and encodes 533 amino acids. NCBI's taxonomy places the organism in Eukaryota, Fungi, Basidiomycota, Agaricomycetes, Agaricales, Physalacriaceae. The transcript is spliced from 5 exons.